AUGAACAGAAUAUUUCCCAAGGAGGUUAAAUUCUCAAUCAAAGAAGAAAUCGACAUCCUGGAGAAGGAGUUCCAGAAGAAUCCCAAACCCUCAAGUUCAACAAAAGCCCAGUUAGCAGCUGCCCUUGGUAUAGAACGACCUAGAAACUGGUUCCAGAACCGCCGUGCGAAGCAGAAGCAUAUAACAACAGAAAAUGAAAAGCGUAAAGCGAGGAGAGCAACCCGGCGUACAUUGUCCAGCCUAUUAUCCAUGGAUGAUGCGUCAUCUCUUCGUACAGCUUCACCGCCUGUUGAGCGCUACGAGUUUUCGCCUAACUUGGGUGAAUUCGACACUACUCACACUGGUAACUGGGAGCCUCUUUUCCCGGAAAGAUCAACCACUUUGCAGCCCACAAUGUCAAUAAAGUCGCCGAUUGAGAAGCCGGCAGAGCUCGAUUUCGGGCUCGAAUGGACUAACUCCUUUCCUCUAUUUGGCAACUCCUCGUCAUCUUCUACUAAUCGUACCCGGUACUCAUCUCCUUUUGACGCAUAUGCUCGACGGCGGGGUAGAGCUCUUCCUCCAAUGGUCGUUGAUGACCCAAAUGACACCGCCGCAAUGAAACGGGCGCGCAAUACUCUGGCCACGCGUAACGAUCCUGUAAGCGAAGGGUCACAGAAGCCGGAGAGUCGCUCGCUGGUCGAAUUGACAGAUAUGGACCGUUUACCACUCGAUAGAGCUAGGCGGAAUAACAGUGACGACGCCACUAUGUCAACAGGUGGUGGCUACAACGAUUUGGAGGAAGUAGAUUUUCCAAUGGAAGAAACGUCUGAUAUCAGGAGCCUACGUAUUGGACAGAAAAGACGCGCAUCCUCACCGCUGAAUGGAGAUAGUCAACCAGAAGUACCGACAGGUGGUGCCCCAGGUCAUCAACCUGAGUCUGAAUAUUUUCCGCGCAGGCGGCCUAUGUCUCAUGCACAUGUUAUGCAGCCAUUAAAUUCUAGCAAUUCUACAACGCACCGCGACGGUGGUGUUGGUAGGGGCUCACCGACCCCACGACUGAGCCUAAUACCACCAACGACGCUUUCUUCCAAGUCAUAUUUGCGAAGUGCAACUGAUUUAAGACAAAUGGAACACAACACAAUCUCGAGAGACAGCACAGCGGACGAACACACACGGCGAUCUGUUUCGCUAGCAUACCUCGGGAAUCAACUAUCUAGCCGUCACAACAGCUCGAGGUUGAGACCCAGGAAAGGCGAAUAUCAAAUGGCUAAGAAAACACCUGCUAUAAGACCAUGGGAUCUAGAUAUUUCUAAUAGCGACUACGGGUUUGCAGCCUGGGCCCGUAAACGGUCAAACGAUUGA
This is a messenger RNA of Xylaria bambusicola, 1341 nucleotides long. RefSeq lists its product as uncharacterized. Lineage: Eukaryota; Fungi; Ascomycota; Sordariomycetes; Xylariales; Xylariaceae. Gene Ontology annotation, molecular function: DNA binding. The record is from RefSeq and is a predicted model, not a curated record. The coding region runs from base 1 to 1341 and encodes 446 amino acids. The transcript has 2 exons.